CUCAAACCUCACUUGUUCCACUCGCAAACUCUGCAUGGGCCCACGCUUCCUCGGCCACGGUCGAGCCGCCUAUCACUUUUACUGAUGGACGUCCGGCGAGGACACUGAAGACUACCAUGAGCUCUUCCACCGUCUCUGUGUCGGCUGCGACGCCAACGCAGCAUCCCUUCCAGCGGAAGGUCGAUGAAAUUAAGCCCUCCAAAACGGACAUCAACUUCGUCGUCAUGGAUUACCUUAUCAGCGAAGGAUAUCCGCGGGCUGCGGAGAAAUUUGCAAAGGAAGCGAACAUUCAGCUUCCUCUUGAGGAGGAGUCCAUUCAGUCGCGCGUAGAGAUCCGGAGGGCCAUUCAUGCUGGCGAUAUUGAUACCGCUAUCAAUAAGAUCAACGAUCUCAAUCCGCAGAUUCUCGAUACAGACCCCGCUCUACACUUCGCUCUAUUACGUCUUCAGCUUAUCGAACUUAUCCGCAAGUGCACCUCGUCCCAGACCUCAGACAUAACGCCCGCCCUAAACUUCGCCUCAUCACAGCUCGCCCCGCGCGCCGCGACGAACCCCGAUUUUCUAAGAGACCUCGAGCUUACCAUGUCCCUCCUUAUCUUCCUUCCUUCCGACAACCUCCAGCCUCAGCUGGCGGAGCUGCUGAAACCAACAUUACGACGGCAAGUCGCUAGCAAAGUUAACGAAGCAAUCCUCACAAGCAUGGGCACGCGCGGCGAGUCCCGCAUGCGCAGUCUCGUCCGGCUUCGGCUGUGGGCAGAAACCAAAGCAAGGGAGGUUGGCAAAGACUUACCGCCAUCGUUGCCGCUGGGUUUGCAGGAUGGGGAAGAGAAUGGGAGUCAGACAAACGGCAGUAAUAGGGAAGCCGUGGAUGUCAUGGUCCAAUAGGAUGGGCCUGCUCCAUUUCAUCCUACGAUACAAUUCGUGCUACAUCUUCGGAGAAUCAUCACUAGCGCUAUGGUGUAUGACUGAACGAUAUUGGCAUGAUCACGGCACGGCAUGGACAUGGGCGUUGGACUUGGUUUCGGGGACACGGCGUCUAAGAAUAACGGUCAUGAUACCACAAUGGGAAAUUCUUCUUCAAGGACCUGAAUGGUUUUCCAUUGCCCUUUUAGGAGCGAUUAAGAGCACAGUCAAACGUGCAUCUACCUAUAAGACCGCGUUGAAGGACUUG
Messenger RNA from Trematosphaeria pertusa, 1170 nucleotides. RefSeq lists its product as uncharacterized. Gene Ontology annotation, molecular function: protein binding. The record is from RefSeq and is a predicted model, not a curated record. The transcript is spliced from 4 exons. Gene Ontology annotation, biological process: proteasome-mediated ubiquitin-dependent protein catabolic process. NCBI's taxonomy places the organism in Eukaryota, Fungi, Ascomycota, Dothideomycetes, Pleosporales, Trematosphaeriaceae. Gene Ontology annotation, cellular component: cytoplasm; nucleus. The coding region runs from base 117 to 884 and encodes 255 amino acids.